AUGGAGUCGUCCAGGAGAGAUUCCGGCCAUCUCGAUGCAGCUGGUGAUCGAGAAGUCGUGUUCUGUCACAACUGUUCCAACGAAUGGUAUCGGGAUCAGCAGGGCCUAGAGUGUCCCAGGUGUGAGAGUGACAUCACAGAAAUUAUUAGCCUAGAGAACGACCCUCGAGACUUUGACCAAUCCUCCGGUGCGACGUCACCCGACCCCUCCGGCCCAGCACGUUACUAUGAAGACUCGGAUCCUGACGAAGCUGAUAUCGAAGAUCAUAUGGAAGGAAAUCAUGGGUUUGCUUUCCACCGGAGCACCCGGCAGGGUCCUAAUCGCGAACACCACAAUCCAGAAAUGGAGCCUGUAAUCUCCCGUUUUUUCGACAUGAUAAACGGCUUCAGUAAUGACGGACAAUCAAAUAUUUCGAGGCAGUAUUCUGCAAUGCGACCUGGAGAUGACUUGCAUCAUAACCCUGGUGUCAGUCAUCAACACCAUCACCAUCAUCAUCACCAUCAUCAUGAAUCAGAUCAUUCUCAUAACCACGAUCAUGAAUCAGAAGCCGAACCCCAAGCCAACCCCGAACAAACUUAUGCACGACAGUUUUCCUCAGCUCGUAUUCAUCGAACAACCUUUAGAAGUGGUCCGUUCGGGACUGCGAGUGUUACUAUUUUCUCAGGUCCAGUUCGAGGCGUUGCCGGCAACCCCUCGGUCGAGGGUAGAGGGGACCCUUUCCAAGAGUACGUAAAGGACAUGCGUUUUGUUCCUCAGCAUCCGAUGAAGGUCGGACAAUCAAUAUUCGCCAAUGUCAUGCGAGACAUAGGCCCCCCAGAUGGCCGAGAUCCAGAUGGUCGACAACCAGAUGCUCCAUCUCCUGCAUUCCUCCGUGGUCUGCAGGACAUUCUAGGACUCCUCAACCCUGCUAACGCAAUGGCUGGCGAUGCUGUCUAUUCCCAAGAAGCUUUAGAUCGCAUCAUCUCUCAACUUAUGGAAGCAAAUCCUCAGUCAAAUGCAGCCCCACCCGCCUCGGAAGAAGCCCUGAACAAACUGGACCGGCGCUCCGUGGAUAAAGAAAUGCUAAGUCGAGAUUCGAAAACUGAAUGCUCGAUCUGCAUUGAUGACCUCAAAGAAGGCGAAAAGGCUAUUUUCCUACCUUGCAAACACUGGUUUCAUGAAGAUUGUGUAGUUCUGUGGUUGAAGGAACACAAUACCUGUCCCAUAUGUCGGUCACCAAUCGAGAAGAGUGAGCAGGGUAGCGAGGCUGGCAAUCGUGAUAGGAGUGGCCCAACACCACCGAGCGACAACUCGUCCAACACCCCAGAUAUCAUCAAUCCAGGAUUCGGUUUCGGAUACCCAGGAAACAACUCAGGAGAACCGUCUGGAAUUGGACGUUGGUUGUUUGGAACAAGAACAGACAACAGCGCGAAUCACGCCGCAGGUUACACACCAGAUGAACGUAGCCCCUCCCCGGCUGUCUUCAGUGGUGCAUCAACCCCUGCACAACCUACGCAACCUCCCCGACGGCCUGUCCGUCUACCCGGCAGUCACGUACGCCUACAUGAAGCCUUUCGGUUCGGAGGGGAGAGAGACAGGGAGAGGGAGAGGGAGAGGGAGAGUGAUAAUGAACGGGACAGGGAUAGAGACCAAGGCUCCUCAUCCGGAGUGAGCUAUGACACUUCGCGAAUGCAACGUCGCAAUUCAAUGUCGCCAACCAGCCCUAGAGGAGUUGGUAUUGGUGAGCAGAGUACUCGGUUUAGACAGCGGAGCCCUUCUCAAAAUACACGCGACUCCCGACAUUCUUCUACGAAUGGUGGCCCUAUCAGCUGGCUACGGGGACGGUUUUCGGGUGGAGGAAACGGUAACAGUCCGUCUCGUGAUGAAAGACAAUCCUAG
Clonostachys solani is the source of this 1878-nucleotide messenger RNA. NCBI's taxonomy places the organism in Eukaryota, Fungi, Ascomycota, Sordariomycetes, Hypocreales, Bionectriaceae. The record is from the annotation of a GenBank genome assembly.